AGGCACGUCACUUCCUGUUUCUUUAGGGGAACGUGGCUUUUCCCCGCAGUACCUCGCCUUCCAUCUGCGUUCGUGCUGCGGCGGCCGGAGCUGGAGUCGGAGCCCGAGCGCAGCCUCGCCAUGGAUUCGGCCCUCAGCGACCCGCACAACGGCAGCGCCGAGGCCAGCAGCCCUACCAACGUCUCGACGCGGCCGCCCUCCACGCCCGAGGGCAUCGCGCUGGCCUACGGCAGCCUCCUGCUCAUGGCGCUGCUGCCCAUCUUCUUCGGCGCCCUGCGCUCAGUGCGCUGCGCCCGCGGCAAGAGCUCGUCAGACAUGCCGGAAACCAUCACCAGCCGAGAUGCCGCCCGCUUCCCCAUCAUCGCCAGCUGCACUCUCUUGGGGCUCUACCUCUUCUUCAAAAUAUUCUCCCAGGAGUACAUCAACCUCUUGCUGUCCAUGUAUUUCUUCGUGCUGGGGAUCCUGGCCCUGUCCCACACCAUCAGCCCCUUCAUGAAUAAGUUUUUUCCAGCCAACUUCCCAAAUCGCCAGUAUCAGCUGCUCUUCACACAGGGCUCUGGGGAAAACAAGGAAGAGAUCAUCAACUAUGAGUUUGACACUAAGGACCUGGUGUGCCUGGGCCUAAGCAGCGUCGUUGGUGUCUGGUACCUGCUGAGGAAGCACUGGAUUGCCAACAACCUCUUUGGCCUGGCCUUCUCCCUUAAUGGGGUAGAGCUUCUGCACCUGAACAACGUGAGCACUGGCUGCAUCCUGCUUGGCGGACUCUUCAUCUAUGACAUCUUCUGGGUAUUCGGCACCAACGUGAUGGUGACUGUGGCCAAGUCCUUUGAGGCACCAAUCAAAUUGGUGUUCCCCCAGGAUCUGCUGGAGAAGGGCCUUGAAGCGGACAACUUUGCCAUGCUGGGACUUGGAGAUAUCGUCAUUCCAGGGAUUUUCAUUGCCUUGCUGCUUCGUUUUGACAUCAGCUUGAAGAAGAACACCCACACCUACUUCUACACCAGCUUCGCCGCCUACAUCUUCGGCCUGGGCCUCACCAUCUUCAUCAUGCACAUCUUCAAGCAUGCCCAGCCCGCUCUCCUGUACCUGGUUCCUGCCUGCAUUGGCUUUCCUGUCCUGGUGGCACUGGUCAAGGGAGAAGUGGCAGAGAUGUUCAGUUAUGAGGAGUCAAACCCUAAAGAUCAAGCAACUGGAACUGAAUCCAAAGAGGCGACAACAGAGACGGCAGCAUCGAAGAAGCUAGAGAAGAAGGAGAAGUGAGGCAGCCGCUGCCUGACCCUUGAGGGCCAGAUGGGACAGCCGGGGACGGCCUGCGGGCGAUAGCGACAGGACACCUGCAGAGACGAAGGUGGCUCCAGGACGGGGAGCGGGCCUCUGCUGCCUGUUUCCCUCUCCCCUUUCUCUGGCUUCCUCUGCUGCUCCUCAUCCCCUGCAGGCCAAGGAAACCCUCUGCUUCUUCUUCCCCCAGGAGCCAGGUGGGAGCCGAACGUGGUUUUUAGAUUUUGUAUUGUGGACUGACUCACAUUAAAAACUCAUCCCAUGGC
This is a messenger RNA of Peromyscus eremicus (cactus mouse), 1541 nucleotides long. It is a transcript of the gene Hm13, whose product is annotated as histocompatibility minor 13. Bases 121 to 1257 code for a protein of 378 amino acids. The record is from RefSeq and is a predicted model, not a curated record. Gene Ontology annotation, cellular component: cytoplasmic side of endoplasmic reticulum membrane; lumenal side of endoplasmic reticulum membrane; membrane. Gene Ontology annotation, molecular function: aspartic endopeptidase activity, intramembrane cleaving. The transcript has 12 exons. Gene Ontology annotation, biological process: membrane protein proteolysis. Lineage: Eukaryota; Metazoa; Chordata; Mammalia; Rodentia; Cricetidae.